AUGUCUGGCCAAGGCGACGUUGGUGGCUCAGUUCCUGUAUGGGAUGGUGCAGCUCGCAGCUGGCGGAGAUAUACCAGGGAAGUGGCGUGGUAUGUUCAGAGUACUGCGCCACACAAGCGUCGGCACUGUGCAAGCCGAUUGAUGGGGAAGCUCAGUGGACCAGCGAGACUGCUGGCAAUGUCAUGGUCACAUGCUGCGUUUGACUCCGAGGACGGCACGCGCAAGCUCUUGCAGAGGCUUGCAUCAAGCCCCUUGGUUCGGAAAACGCUUCCGAAUGCGGCAGCGAUCUGCCAGCAGUACUUUUCGUUCCGACGCCAUGUCAAUGAGUCGAUCGGGAACUUCUUGGUCAGAGAGACGCUGGUCCAUGAGGAGUUCCAAGAGGCGAUCAUAAGGUUGCACGAAGAAAAGAUGGGAAUCACUCAGGAGUCCAAGGACUUUGGCCUACCUCCCGUUCAAGAAGAGGACUGGAGUGAUGAGACAUGGGGCGGCUCAUGGGAGUCGUGGUGGAACUACGACGAGGACUACCUGGACGAGGGCGGCGAUGAUGAUGCUCAAGGCGGUGACGAUCCUCCUGAAGGCCAACCUACUACCCCGACGGCAACUGGUGUUGGCGAUAGUGGAACCCGCGAGCCAGGCGGACCAACUCUGCCAGGUGCUACUGGAUCGUCCCCAAGUCAUCGCGAGGAUCCUGGUGAUGAGCGACAAGCCGAUCCCUCGACUUCUCCUUCACGACGAAGCGCUGCGAAGCAUCGGCCACCUCCGAUGCCACAGACAGUGGACGAACUGUCCAUGACAGACUCGUUCAUCAUGGGAGUUCUCCGUGGAUGGCGACUACUCCAGGCGGCAGGUCUCACAGCAGAGGAGAAGCGGGACAUCCUUUCCACAACCCGCAACAGCCUGGACUAUGAGGUGAUAGCCCAAGCUCUACAAGGACUCUGGGAUGAACAGCUUCUUGGUCAUCGGUACUCCAGCUCGCCACACUCCCAGGCCUACUACAUGGGUGCCGAUGAAGGCGAGGCGUUCUACCAUGAGUACAACGACGACUGGGGCACCGAGGACGACAAUUGGAGCGAGGGCUACGCGUACUACCACGACUACGAGGACAACUUCGAUGAUCCUUGGUGGUACGGGGACACUGACUACAGCUACCAGGCCACCGCGGACGACAGCGAGCCCAUCGACGAUGAGAAGUACAAGGAGGCCAAACAGGCGGAGAAAGUGGCGGAGUCUCUGGCACUGGAGGCUCAGAGGACAUGGGCAGAUGCCCAAAAGGCCACUCAGGCCUUGAGACGAGACCGAGGCUUCGGCGCAUCCGGCGCUAAGGGCCACUUCUCUCCGGGCAAGUGCUAUGCCUGUGGCGGCAACCACUUCAUUCGCGACUGCCCGACAAAAGGCAAGGGGAAACAGCGAUCCUACAUGGCCGAUGCGGAGGACUAUGGCAUGCACUACGCCGUAGUGAAGGACCUCAUAGCUGUUAUCCUGUCUCACGACAAGCAGGCAGUCAUCGAAGUUGACCAGAGCUCGCGGCCAUACUUUCGGUUUGGUGAUGGGAGAUGGGGACGACAGAACCACAGCUUUGCCAUCUAUGCGCUACCAAACCCUGCUGAGUUCUACAAGUCCAACUUCGAUAAAACCAAUUUAGUGCCCAUCCUGAUCGGAAUGGACUUUCUUGGCAAGCAGGGACACUACAUGCUCGACCUGUGUCACUACAUCACUCGCGGUCACAAACGUCAGGUGCAUGUGUUAGAGCUCCACCCUGUGCAGUUUGAUCUUACGGUCAGUGAUGUUGAGUUUGAUCAAAGAGAGCUGGAACAGGCGAUGGUGGCGACGCUGAGAACUUCAGCUCCCAAGGCGAAGGCCAAGCCAUUGGACCCUUCUCGUGCAAUGAAGGGCGAUCCGCGGGAUCCCCGGGCGGAUGCCAAGACGUGGCCGUGUAUGGGACGUCAUGUACCAGGACCUCCGGGCGCCAACAAUCACGGCCAAUGGCAGCAUUGCGCUCGGUGCGAUUUCAGGAUGAGCUACAUCCCCCGUCAAGGAUCCAAGGGACAAUUCACGGCCACCAAGAAUCCAGAGAUGGUGGCUCGAGCACUCCGAGAGCUACGACCACUGAUGGGAGACUUUGCUCCCACGGCAACGAUCGUGAGGGCGAUGCAAGCCAAGGUGGAUGCAGAAGAAGUUCUACGCAAUCACAUUCGCGACCUACAGGCGAGCUACGCGGAGCCCCAGGGAUAUCCCAAUCAGCUGGAGACAAUGAAGCCAACUACAUCAAGGACUUCGGCAAGCCCCGCGACACCCUCUUCGACCAGCAGCUGGCAGGUGACGAACCAGACGGAGAUGAACUCUGUCACCAUGGCGGGCGGCUACGAAGCAAUGGACAACCAGCAACAGCCGUAA
Molecule: messenger RNA, 2394 nt
Organism: Symbiodinium sp. CCMP2592
Lineage: Eukaryota; Dinophyceae; Suessiales; Symbiodiniaceae
Source: the annotation of a GenBank genome assembly